UACGGUAACCCAACCUCCAAAGCUCCUCGCUAGUCAUACUACACCCUGUGCUUGCGCGGGCGGGCAUCCCCCUGAAGGCUGAAGCAAAGCUUAGCUAAGCUAGCCAGGCAGGCUGACCGGCCGCGCGGCGGCACGUAGUGCCAUCCAUGGGGAACGCUCUGGCCGGCAGGCGGCGCGUGGCGAAGGUGAUGACGGUGGACGGCGCCACGUUCCGGUACAAGGCGCCGGCCACGGCGGGCACGGCGCUGCGCGGCCACCCGGGGCACCAGCUCCUGGAGUCGGACGAGGUGCGGCGGCUGGGCGUGCGCGCGAGGCCGCUGGACCGCGACGCGGCGCUGAAGCCGGGCAAGCUCUACUUCCUGGUCCAGCUCCCUCGUGGUGGUGGGGGGCGCGGGGACGAGGACGGUGACCUGCGCGCGCCGCGGAAGACGUGGUCCGGCGCGCUCCACGUUGGCGCGAGGGAGCGGCUGGAGAGCCUGAUGCUGUCGCGCCGCACCGUGUCGGACGUGGCGUCGCUGAUGCCGUCAGCCCGUGGGGCGGUGAUGGGUGGCGGUGCGGGACUUGGCGGGGAGGGGGUGUCGGGGCGGCGGUCGUCGUCGGUUGAGGCCGGCGCGGACGGCGCGGUGCGGCUGCGGAUGCGGCUGCCGAAGGCGGAGGUGGCGCGGCUGAUGAAGGAGAGCCGGGACCCCGCCGAGGCCGCCGAGCGGAUCAUGCAGCUGUGCGUCGCCAGGGACCAGGGCGGCGGCCCCGCGCCGUCGGGGCCGGCGCGCCAAGCCUCGGCGCCUGUCUCCGCGCUGUACACCGGCAAGACGUCCAUGAAGAAAGAGAAGCGGACGAGGUUCAUGGCGGUGCCGGACGAGAUCAUCGGAUGACGAAACUGAAUGGAACGGCGUUUCAUCGCGCGACGUUCUAAUGUGUGUAUGUUUUUGUCGAAAUUAGCUGGGUUUGGAAUAUGAGAAGCUGCUGAGACACACGCAUGGCUUCCUGCCUCUCCAGCAAUUUCUUAACUAGGAUAUGCCCACCACCAAGUCUUGUCUUCCUACCUCUCUCAUGGGUACUGUAGUUUGUGUAGUAGUGCUUACUAGCAAAACUAGAAAGAAAGAAAAAAAUGU
Lolium rigidum is the source of this 1112-nucleotide messenger RNA. RefSeq lists its product as uncharacterized. The record is from RefSeq and is a predicted model, not a curated record. The coding region runs from base 147 to 872 and encodes 241 amino acids. Lineage: Eukaryota; Viridiplantae; Streptophyta; Magnoliopsida; Poales; Poaceae. The transcript is spliced from 2 exons.